Meriones unguiculatus (Mongolian gerbil) is the source of this 1053-nucleotide messenger RNA. It is a transcript of the gene Emc8, whose product is annotated as ER membrane protein complex subunit 8. Lineage: Eukaryota; Metazoa; Chordata; Mammalia; Rodentia; Muridae. The record is from RefSeq and is a predicted model, not a curated record. The coding region runs from base 151 to 774 and encodes 207 amino acids. The transcript is spliced from 5 exons. Gene Ontology annotation, cellular component: EMC complex.
UGCUUUCCCGCAAGGGCUGGCGACUCCGCUUUCCGGCGGGCGGGCCGAGGCGGGCGGCUGCUUUGGGAGGCGGGAUCGCGCCUCAGGGUGCCGCGGGGCUGUGUUUUGUACGGCGGGGCGUCCGUCGCGGCGCGGCCAGCUAGGCUCAGCAUGCCGGGCGUGAAGCUGACCACCCAGGCCUACUGCAAGAUGGUGCUGCACGGCGCCAAGUACCCGCACUGCGCCGUCAACGGGCUUCUGGUGGCCGAGAGGCAGAGGCCGCGCAAGGAGCAUCCGCAGGGCGCGGGCAGCCACACUCUCUUCGUGGACUGCAUCCCGCUCUUCCACGGCACGCUGGCCCUUGCGCCCAUGCUGGAGGUGGCACUCACCCUGAUUGACUCAUGGUGCAAAGAGAACAGCUAUGUGAUCGCCGGCUAUUAUCAAGCUAAUGAGCGUGUGAAGGAUGCAAGCCCAAACCAGGUGGCAGAGAAGGUGGCCUCCAGGAUCGCUGAGGGCUUCAGUGACGCUGCACUCAUCAUGGUGGACAAUGCCAAGUUCACGAUGGACUGCGCAGCACCUACAAUCCAUGUGUACGAGCACCAUGAGAACAGGUGGCGAUGCAGAGACCCACACCACGACUACUGUGAAGAUUGGCCAGAGGCUCAGAGGAUCUCGGCUUCACUCCUGGACAGCCGCUCCUAUGAAACACUUGUGGAUUUUGAUAAUCACCUGGAUGACAUUCGGAACGACUGGACAAACCCUGAGAUCAACAAAGCAGUUCUGCACCUGUGCUAGACGUGGGCCACCAAGACUGGAGACUCCAGUACAGAGAGGAGGAAAACCUGUACGUUUAGAGGAAUAGUGGCUUAGCCUCAUGGGAGCUGCAAGUCUGUGGUGUGUGCCUUGGAAGGGGGUCCAGUCGGCAGCCUUCAGGGCAGGGCUGUGGAGAGGUGUGGGCUGCCUAGACUCUGGGUUCUUUGUCCUGGGCUGCCCAAUCCUGCCCAUCAAAGCUCUUUCUGCUUGCCCCAGGUUAUUCCCAUUAAACAGCUCGAGCCUUUUAUAAUCUGGAGAGAA